This is a messenger RNA of Pseudomassariella vexata, 2172 nucleotides long. RefSeq lists its product as uncharacterized. The record is from RefSeq and is a predicted model, not a curated record. NCBI's taxonomy places the organism in Eukaryota, Fungi, Ascomycota, Sordariomycetes, Amphisphaeriales, Pseudomassariaceae. The coding region runs from base 1 to 2172 and encodes 723 amino acids. The transcript is spliced from 2 exons. Gene Ontology annotation, molecular function: NADP binding; N,N-dimethylaniline monooxygenase activity; flavin adenine dinucleotide binding.
AUGCGUGACUUUCAUACGGCCGGGCACCUCAAAGGGCAUACUGUUGAGUGGCCAGCUGAAAUACACCUCCGUAUCAGUCGAUCGCCCCCCCCCCAACACCCACUACAGGAAGGGAAAACUCACUUGAGUGAGACGGACAAGCCAUCCCUCGCCUCAGCACAAGCCGCCGCAACCACAGGCUGCGUCAACAGAUUUACGACAUUGCCGUUAGACCAAAGCAAAAUGGGAUCCAACGUCGAAAUGCUCGCCAGCAUGCCCCCCGAUCAACAAAAAUACAUGGCCGAAGCGGCCAAGCGCAAGCGGCCGGACGGCAUGGCGCAGUUUCAGGAGCUGCAUUUCAGCGACAACGAGCGCCUGCGCCAGCUCGCCGAUGACCCCUUCGCCGACCACGCCACUCUGGACCAGCUACCCGUGCCCAUCAAGUCGGGCGACCGGGUUAAGUUCCUAAUCUUGGGCGCCGGGUUGGGUGGGAUCUUGAACGGGGUCAGGCUGAUCCAAGCCGGGUUUUCCGCGGACCAGAUCCGCCUCGUCGAAGUCGCGGGCGGGAUUGGAGGGACUUGGUACUGGAACCGGUACCCGGGGCUGCACUGCGAUGUGGAGAGCUACGUAUACUUGCCGCUGCUCGAGGAGAUGGGGUAUAUGCCGCCGCAUAAGUAUAUAUCUGGGGUUGGCAUUCGGAAUUACCUUGUGGAGAUGGCAAAGAAGUGGGAUCUCGCGGACAAGAUCAUGUAUCGCACGCAGGUCAAUGGCCUGCAAUGGGACGACGGCAUCCGUGCUUGGAAGGCGGACAUGACGACCGGCCGAGGGCCGGGCGGCCAGGAGAAGAGCACACUCUGGAUGAAUGCCGAUUUUGUGCUGCUCAAUACUGGACUAUUCCCGCACCCCCAGGUGCCCAAACUGCCCGGUCUGACUGGUUUCGAAGGAGCUAUGUUUCAUACUGCUCGGUGGGACUACAAUGUGACAGGGGGAUCAAGCGAGACUCCGUUCCCCACCCUGGACAAGCUGAACGGCAAGCGUGUCGGUAUAAUCGGCACGGGAGCGACAGCCAUCCAAGUUGUUCCGGAGGUGGCUAAGUGGGCCAAGGAGCUAUACGUCUUCCAGCGCACACCAUCGCAAGUCCACGUUCGUGGGCAACGCGAAACGGAUCUGACCGAGUGGAGGGAACAGAUCGCAGCAAAGCCGGGGUGGCAGACCGAGCGCAUGGAGAAUUUUGCUGAACAUCUGUCGCUCGGGGCACCAAGCGACCACAAGAACCUCGUCGGAGAUGGAUUUAGCCACUUGUCGGCGUACUAUGCUCUCAUAGGCGGUAUUGGAAGUGACAAAGUCACGCCCGAGAAAGUGCCGGAGCACAUUGGAGGUCUAUUAGCCUUAGAUGCCACUCGCGCCGCCAAGGUACGAGCCCGGGUAUCAGAGGUGGUCAAAGAUGAAGACACGGCGGAGAAGCUGACUCCCUGGUAUCCCGUCUGGUGUAAACGGCCAACCUUCAGCGACGUUUUCCUGCAGGCUUUCAACCAGGAGAACGUCCACUUGGUCGAUACGGACGGAAAGGGGGUGGACGGUGUGACCCCGCGUGGACUGGUGUUUAAUGGCAAGGAAUACCCACUCGACGUACUCAUACUUAGCACAGGAUACCGCUCACCUGGGGUUGGCUCGGGCAACCCAUCGGUUCGUACCGGUCUGGAAAUAGUUGGUCGGGGAGGGCGAACUUUGACGGAGAAGUGGACAUCGCAAGGCCCAACGACGUUGCAUGGCUGUGCCUCCAACGGCUUUCCGAACCUCUUCUGGAUGGGUCCGACCCAGGCAGGCGCUACUGCCAACUUCGCCCACGUGCUUGAAGUUUUGAGUCGACAUGUUGCACAUAUCGUAGCCAAGGGCCAUGAACAGGCCGGAGCGUGCAAGCAGGAUAAUGGAGUAGUGGUUGAGGUAAGGAAGGAAGCUGAGGAGGCGUGGAGUAUGCUUUGUCUUUCAGGUGCCGCGGCAUUUUCUGCCACGUCGGUCUGCACACCAAGUUAUCUAACAAAUGAAGGGGAGGCCAUGUUAGGGAAGCCGCAAGAACUGAUGCAGCGAGCAAGAGGCGCGCCAUGGCCAACUGGGAUGGUGGCGUAUAUCCGUGAAUUGGACGCAUGGCAUGAUGCAGGCAAGCUGGAAGGGAUAGAGGUCACCGCCGCAUAG